UCUUCUUCUUCUUCUUCCUCUCCUUUCAUUUGAGAAUGGCUUCAGAAAUUAGAUCCCUGGUGGAGCACGAAAAAGCUGUUAGAUCCGAGGAGAAGACUCUUAAAGAUCUCCAACAGAAAUCUGGAAACCAAUUCCCUGGUUCAGAUUACCAUCGUCAAGAUAGGAAGAAUUGGAUGAAUGGUCUUAACCCACAUAGAAUUCCCAUAAACAAGAUCAUUUGGCCAGGCACCCAUGACUCAGCAACCAAUGAGAUUGGCAUCCCAGACAUCACUCGCCCUUUCGCCCAAUGCCAAUCCUUAUCCAUCUAUGAUCAACUUGUAUUGGGAACCCGAGUCUUAGAUAUCCGAGUUCAAGAAGAUCGCCGAGUCUGCCAUGGGAUCCUUCUAAGCUAUAGCAUCGAUGUUGUCCUCAACGACAUCAAGAAGUUCAUCUCUGAGACUACAUCUGAGAUUAUAAUUCUCGAGAUACGCACCGAGUUUGGCCAUCAAGAUCCACCUGAAUUUGAUAACUACUUAGUUAGCCAACUCAGUGAGUUAUUAAUCCACCAGGACGACCAGGUUUUUGAGAAGACAGUGGCUGAGUUGCUGCCCAAGCGUGUUAUUUGUGUGUGGAAGCCAUCCAAGUCGCCGCCACCCAAGUCCGGUGAUCCACUGUGGAGCUCCGCCUACUUGAAGGAUAACUGGAUUGAUACUGACUUGCCGUGGACUAAGUUUCAAAGCAAUAUGAAGUAUUUGAGUGAGCAACCGCCGGCGGCGACAAGGAAAUUUUUUUAUAGGGUUGAGAAUACAGUGACACCACAGGCUAAUAAUCCUGAUGUUAUUGUGAAGUCAGUGACUUGGAGGAUUCAUCCUUAUGCAAGGCUUUUCAUUUCGCAGUGUUCUAAAGAUUAUAGAGAUCGGCUUCAAAUCUUCUCAUCAGAUUUUAUUGAUGAAGAUUUUGUUGAUGCAUGUGUGGGGUUUACUUUUGCUAAAAUAGAAGGGAAUGCUUGAGUGUUCUUGGGAUUGUAGCUGCCAUGGUUUGUCUUGUAAACUUUUUUUUUUUUUUUUUUCUGUUCUUUGAUCAUUCUGCUUUCUGACGAUCUGUGAUUUAUUUGUAUUGUUGAAAUGAAGGGGACAAACAUAUGCUUGUUCUUAAUUCGGUUCUGUUUGGAAAAAACAUGUACCUGCAAUCUCUCCAGU
This is a messenger RNA of Macadamia integrifolia, 1178 nucleotides long. RefSeq names its product PI-PLC X-box domain-containing protein DDB_G0293730-like. The coding region runs from base 36 to 989 and encodes 317 amino acids. The record is from RefSeq and is a predicted model, not a curated record. Gene Ontology annotation, biological process: lipid metabolic process. The transcript has a single exon. Gene Ontology annotation, molecular function: phosphoric diester hydrolase activity. Lineage: Eukaryota; Viridiplantae; Streptophyta; Magnoliopsida; Proteales; Proteaceae.